GAGCUGGGGCUGCAGGGAGGGAGAGAAGCCGAGAGGCUUCAGUCUGACAGUAGAGGGAGUGGAGUCGAGGGAGAAAGCAGUUCUCUCCCUCUCGGUCUUGACGUUGGUCUUACACUCGCAGGUCGACGAGGUUUCCAGGUGCUUCGCAGCGGCGCACACACGGGCUGACGGGGUGACCAUGAGCUCCAUCUGUCCCGCCUGUGCGCAGAAGAGGCCUUUGCCAGUUUGUGGUGUGACGGCGUGUGUGUGAGGCGGCACCAUGGCCGCAAUGAUCCCCCCAGUGAAGCUGAAAUGGCUGGAGCACCUGAACAGCUCCUGGAUCGCUGAGGACAGCGAAUCCAUCUCCACACGUGAGGGCGUGGCCUUGCUCUACUCCAAGCUCCUCGCCAACAAAGAGGUGGUGCUGCUCCCCCAGCAGGUGCUAUGCUUAAAAGGUCCCCAGCUGCCGGACUUUGAGCGAGAAUGUCUGUCCAGUGAUGAGCAAGAGCACUACCUGGACGCGCUGUUGGCCAGCCAGCUGGCUUUGGCCAAAACCGUCUGCUCCGACUCGCCAUUCGCUGCCGCCCUACGCAAGCGCCUUCUAGUCCUGCAACGGGUCUUUUAUGCACUUUCCAACAAGUACCAUGACAAAGGCAAAGUCAAACAGCAGCAGCACUCACCUGAGAGCACACUGAGCUCUGCCGAGUUGCAGGCGGUCAGCGAGCGGCCCCGCUCCAGCACAGACGCACUUAUAGAGAUGGGUGUGCGGACAGGUCUCAGUCUGCUCUUUGCUUUACUCCGACAGAGCUGGACGCUGCCACCCACCGGGCCUGGCCUUAACCUCUGUAAUGAUGUCAUCACUACCGCCAUUGAGGUGGUUGGCUCCUUGCCGCCACUCUCGCUGGCAAAUGAAAGCAAGAUUCCACCCAUGGGCUUGGACUGCUUGGCCCAGGUGACCACGUUCCUGAAGGGGGUGACCAUGCGGCACUCGGGAGCAGAUGUGGUGGGCAGGAGGCUGGCAUGUGAGCUGCUCCUUGGACUGGCAGCUCAGCGGGGCUCCCUACGCUACCUGCUGGAGUGGGUGGAGAUGGCGCUGGCCGCCUCGGCAGGAGUCAGUAGCCUGGAGCCCAGCCAGGCUGUGCAGAGCCAGGAGGGCCUGAUGGGAUAUGAUUGCUUUAUGAACAUUCUCAUGCAGAUGAGACGCUCACUGGGUUCAUCUGCAGACCGGAGCCAAUGGAGGGAGCCAACCCGCACACCAGACGGGCUGUGCUCCCUGUAUGAGGCUGCACUCUGUCUGUUUGAAGAGGUUUGUCGCAUGGCAUCGGAUUAUUCAAGGACAUGUGCAAGUCCAGACAGCAUCCAGACGGGCGAGGCAGCCAUGGUGUCUGAGACAUGUGAGGUGUACGUCUGGGGCAGUAACAGCAGCCACCAGCUUGUGGAGGGAACUCAAGAGAAGAUCCUCCAGCCUAAACUAGCACCCAGUUUCAGUGACGCACAGACGAUUGAGGCUGGUCAGUACUGCACUUUCGUCAUCUCUUCCGACGGCUCUGUUCGGGCAUGUGGGAAAGGGAGCUACGGCCGCCUAGGACUGGGGGAUUCUAACAACCAGUCCACUCUUAAGAAGCUAACCUUUGAACCCCAUCGCGCUAUUAAGAAGGUUUCAUCAUCCAAGGGCUCGGAUGGUCACACGCUGGCAUUCACGAGUGAAGGGGAGGUGUUCAGCUGGGGUGAUGGAGACUAUGGCAAACUGGGUCACGGCAACAGCUCUACACAGAAAUACCCCAAACUCAUACAAGGACCCCUCCAAGGAAAGGUGGUGGUGUGUGUGUCAGCAGGCUACAGACACAGUGCAGCUGUUAGUGAGGAUGGGGAGCUGUACACAUGGGGAGAAGGUGACUUUGGAAGACUAGGCCAUGGGGACAGCAACAGCAGGAACAUUCCCACACUUGUAAAAGAUAUCAGUAACGUGGGCGAAGUGUCCUGCGGGAGUUCUCACACCAUCGCGCUGUCGAAAGACGGCCGAACUGUCUGGUCCUUUGGAGGGGGAGACAAUGGUAAGCUUGGCCAUGGUGACACUAACCGUGUUUACAAACCUAAAGUGGUGGAGGCUCUGCAGGGCAUGUUCAUCCGAAAAGUGUGUGCAGGCAGCCAGUCUUCUCUGGCCCUUACCUCCACUGGACAGGUGUAUGCAUGGGGGUGUGGAGCCUGUCUAGGAUGUGGGUCGUCUGAGGCCACUGCUCUAAGGCCAAAGUUAAUUGAGGAGCUGGCCACCACCAGGGUUGUGGACAUCUCCAUAGGAGACAGUCAUUGCCUUGCACUGUCACAUGACAAUGAAGUCUAUGCGUGGGGUAACAACUCCAUGGGCCAGUGUGGACAAGGUAAUUCUACCGGUCCCAUUACCAAACCCAAGAAGGUCAUCGGUUUAGAUGGAGUGGCCAUUCAGCAGAUUUCUGCUGGCACCUCUCACAGCUUGGCCUGGACUGCCCUCCCUAGAGACAGGCAAGUGGUGGCAUGGCACAGGCCUUACUGUGUAGAUCUGGAGGAGAGCACUUUUUCUCAUCUGCGGUCAUUCCUGGAGCGAUAUUGUGAUGGCAUCAAUAAUGAGGUUCCCCCACUGCCUUUCCCCUCAUCCAAAGAGCAUCAUAACUUCCUAAAGCUGUGCCUGAGGCUGCUGUCCAAUCACCUGGCUUUGGCACUGGCCGGAGGUGUGGCCACAAGCAUCCUGGGCCGACAGGCACGUCCUCUCCGCAACUUGCUCUUCAGAUUAAUGGAUGCCUCAGUGCCUGAUGAAAUUCAGGAGGCGGUCAUUGAGACACUGUCUGUUGGUGCCACGAUGUUGCUGCCUCCACUGAGGGAGAGAAUGGAACUUCUACAUUCACUUCUUCCUCAAGGACCUGAUCGCUGGGAGAGCCUCUCCAAAGGACAGAGGAUGCAGCUGGACAUCAUUCUGACCAGUCUCCAGGAUCACACCCAUGUAGCAUCUCUGCUGGGCUACAGCUCUCCCCCUGAUGCCUCAGAGCCCUUGACGCUGCCCUCAGACUCCACACACACCCCUGGCACUCACCCAGAAACGCACCCUGAUACACACCUUGCAGAGAUCCUCAUGAAGACUUUACUCAGGAACCUUGGCUUCUACACGGACCAGGCGUUUGGAGAGUUGGAGAAGAACAGUGAUAAACAGCUGCAGGGCACAUCUUCAUCAGACAGCAGCCAGCCAGCCCACCUUCAUGAACUUCUCUGCUCUUUACAGAAACAGCUACUGGCCUACUGCCACAUUAACUCCGUUACAGAGGGCUCCAGUAGUGUGGCUCUUCUCCAUAAACACCUGCAGUUGUUGUUACCUCACGCCACAGAUAUUUUCACUCGCUCAGCUAUGCUUCUGAGAGAAAGCUCUGGAAAUGGGAGUGUGCGUGAGAAACUACGGGAUGUGAUCUACGUGUCUGCGGCUGGCAGUAUGCUGUGUCAGAUUGUGACAUCUUUGCUGUUGUUACCUGUGUGGGUGGCCCGGCCGCUGCUGAGUUACCUGUUAGACCUUCUGCCUCCGUUAGACCGUCUCAACAAACUACUGCCAGCUGCAACCCCAUUAGAGGACCAAGAGCUGCAGUGGCCCCUUCAAGGAACCCCAGAGCUAGUGGAGCCGGUAUGUGUGUGUGUGUCCGGUCCAGCGCAGUGCUGGGUGUGGCUGGUUGACCUGGAACGCACAGUGGCUUUACUCGUUGGCCGCUGCCUUGGCGGGAUGCUGCAGGGCGCCGCACCUUCACUAGAGGAACAGCAUACGGCAUACUGGCUUAAAACCCCACUAUUUAGCAACGGCCUAGAGACAGACAUACCACAGCUAGACACAUGCAUCAGCUCUCUGCUAGAGGUGGCUCUGUGUGGGAAUGAAGAGCAGAAGCCUUUUGACUGUCCGCUGCGUGCUGACAUGAGUGUACUAGUGGACCUGGCCCUUGGCUCAACCAAGGAACCCACACACAGCCUGUGGACCAACAUGCAGGACUAUGCAAUCAGCAAAGACUGGGACAGUGCAUCUCUGAGUAAUGAGGCUCUGUUGGACACGGUGUCCCGCUUCGUUCUGGCAGCCUUUCUGAAACACACAGGGCUGCUGGGUCAGGCCUGCGGAGAGGGCAGGUAUCAGCCGUGUAAGCUGUUAGCCGAAGUGUACCGCAGUGUUUAUAAGGUGCGGAAUCGCCUACUGGCCUGCAAAAACAUGGAGCUGACUCAGACUCGUUCAUCAUCCAGAGAGCGCAGGAUCUCGGAUAACAUAGAGUCAGUGGAGCUGGACCCACAGGAGCACUCCUUUACCCGCACCAUUGAUGAAGAGGCCGAGCUGGAGGAGCGAGCUGACCGAGAGAGAGACCGAGAGGAGGGCCAUCAGGAGCAAGAGGAGGAGGAGGAGGAGAGAGAGCAUGAAGUCAUGACCGCAGGGAAAAUCUUUCAAUGUUUCCUCUCAGCACGGGAGGUGGUUAGGGGCCGAGAGCGAGACCGUGCAGGCAGCGUCAGCGUCCAGGAGGAGCCUGUUCAGCCUGGACAAGAGCGCAAGAACAGCACCGUCAUACAGGAGGGGCAAGACCUAUACACCACCGCCUGCAAUGGCAUCAUCCACCGCUGCGCUAUGCUUCUUUUGGCCGUCAGUCCGCCACUCACGCAACAGACCAAUCAGCAGCUUCCCUCAGGUAGUGCCACACAGGAGGGAAGUGGAUUUAUGACGAGGAGUGAGAGCUUGUCUGCUGAAAGCCGGUCCAUUCAAAGCAGUCCAAGUUACAGACUUACUAAAUCCCGGAGUGAGUCUGACCUCUCACAACCAGAGUCUGAUGAAGAAGGAUAUUCAUUGAGUGGCAGGAGGAAUGUUGACCUGGAUUUGGCGUUCACCCAUAAAAAGAGAGUGUAUGUUCUCCUAUUUUAUCAAAUGAGUCCAAGAAAUAAAAGGAACAAGCAAGUACCUGAUGGUCUUCUCCAUAGUACUCCAGAUUCAUCUGCUGACUGGGUUGGUGGGCGUUCAGGCCGGGAGCGCCUGUACAGCUCCCCUCAGUCCUAUGAAGAGUCUGACCUGGACCUGAGCCACACACUGGGCAUCCAUGCCCUUAUCGACAACAUUGUCAGCUUUGUCAGUGGUGAUGUGGGCAGUGUGCCUACGUUCAAGGAGCCGGAGGAGAGCAUGUCCACCAGCCCACAAGCUACCAUUAUAGCCAUGGAGCAACAGCAGAACAGGGCAGAGCUGCGUCUAGAGGCCCUUCAUCAGAUCGUAGUGUUGAUCUCUGGAAUGGAGGAAAAGAGUAGCCAGGCUGGAACAGGGACCGUGACUGGGCAUGUUGGCCCCGCCUUUCACUCUGCUUCGCUACUGACAUCGGUCCGACUGCAGUUCUUGGCAGGAUGCUUUGGCCUAGGUGCAGUCAGUAAUGGGGGACUUAAGGGUGAGAGUGUCCAGCUGCACCACUACCAGGAUGGUGUUCGAGCUGCUAAAAGAAAUUUACAAAUGGACAUUCAGACGGCAGUGCACAAAAUCUACCAGCAGCUUUCAGUCACAUUAGAAAGAGCCCUGCAAGCCAACAAGCAUCAUAUAGAGGCCCAGCAGCGGCUGUUGUUGGUGACGGUCUUUGCUCUAAGUGUGCGUUACCAGCCUGUGGAUGUGUCAUUGGCGAUUUCCAGCGGGCUGUUAGAUGUGCUUUCUCAACUGUGUGGCAAGGAGACCCUUCUGGGACAGACCCUGCAACUCCUACACAAGCCCACUGGCUCCCAGCUCAGCACAGCCCUCAAGGUGGCCAGCACAAGACUACUGCAAAUACUCGCCAUCAGUACUGGGACAUACGCAGACAGGUUGAGUCCCAAGGUUGUUCAGGCCCUGUUGGAUCUGCUGUGCAGUCAGCUAAAGACUCUGCUGUCCCAAGCUGCGGGCAGUGUGCCGAGUGUAAGCCCAGACCACGAGGAGAAAACAGAUGAUUCUGCGGACGCCCAGAAAAAAGACUUCCGAGCAUUACUGCGUAAGCAGCACACGGCUGAGCUGCAUCUGGGUGACUUUCUGGUGUUCCUGAGGAGGGUUGUGUCUUCCAAAGCUAUCCAGUCCAAGAUGGCCUCACCAAAAUGGACUGAAGUCUUGCUCAACAUUGCAGCUCAGAAAUGCUGCUCAGGUGUUCCGCUGGUGGGUAAUUUGAGGACACGGUUGCUGGCCUUGCAUGUGCUGGAGGCUGUGCUUCCUGCCUGUGAGAGUAGUGUUGAAGACCAUCAAAUGACCCAGGUGGUAGAAAGGUUGUUUUCUCUGCUGUCUGACUGCAUGUGGGAAGCCCCAGUAGCUCAGGCCAAACACACCAUUCACCUGAAGGAGAGAGAGCAGGAGCUCAAACUCCACGGUGAGGCAGAAGAGGAAGAGGAGAACCUACCUAUCCAGGAAGUGACUUUUGACCCAGAGAAGGCUCAGUGCUGUGUGGUGGAGAGCGGGCAGGGUCUGACGCACGGCAGUGGGGGCAAAGGGUACGGCCUGGCAGCCACAGGUAUAUCCUCAGGCUGCUACCAGUGGAAGUUUUACAUAGUGAAGGAGAACCGCGGUAAUGAAGGCACAUGUGUGGGUGUGUCCCGCUGGCCCGUGCACGAUUUCAACCACCGCACUACAGCCGACAUGUGGCUAUACCGCGCCUACAGUGGCAACCUCUACCACAAUGGAGAGCAGACACUUACUCUGUCCAGCUACACGCAGGGGGACUAUAUCACCUGCGUGUUGGACAUGGAGGCCCGCACUGUGUCUUUUGGCAAAAAUGGAGAGGAGCCCAAGUUGGCCUUUGAAGAUGUGGAUGCUACAGAGCUCUACCCCUGCGUGAUGUUCUACAGCAGCAAUCCAGGAGAAAAGGUCAAAAUCUGUGACAUGCAGAUGAGAGGCACCCCCCGUGACCUUUUGCCCGGUGACCCUAUUUGCAGCCCUGUGGCCACUGUCCUGGCUGAAGCCACCUCACAGCUGGUGCGAAUCCUGCACCGCUCUGACCGCUGGACACAGACCAUUAACCGCUGUAUGCUGCAGCGGCUUCAGCAGAUCAGGGGCUGUCUGCGGGACGGUGGGCCACCGCCAGGGGGUUACAAGCUACGCAAGAGCCGAUCUGUCCAGAGCCGCGAAGAGCAAGACGAGAGAGAGGAGGAGAGGGACGAGGAGAGAGGGAGGAGCAGUCGUCAUGCCUCGGUGGAGCUGUCAGAGGCGCAUCUGCGAACUCUGUGCAGUCAGGUUUGGCCCGUGCUGGCUGUGAUCGGAGGUACGGAUGGUGGACUGAGGGUCGGAGGCCGCUGUGUGCACAAACAGACUGGGAGACACGCCACCCUGCUGGGGGUGGUGAAGGAGGGCAGCACGUCGGCCAAAGUGCAGUGGGACGAAGCAGAGAUUACCAUCAGCUUCCCCGCUUUCUGGUCACCUAGUGACACGCCGCUAUACAACUUGGAGCCAUGCGAGCCGUUGGCCUUUGAUGUGGCGCGCUUCCGAGGCCUGACAGCCACCUUGUUGCUGGACCUCACAGCUCUGGCCUCGCUGCAGGAUGACGGUGCCAAGCCCUCUUCGUCGUCCUCUUCCUCCCGUCGCCACGAACGGCGGCACCGCCAUGAGUCCCAUGAUCCAGAGCGGGAGGGUGAGGGGCGGUCAGAGGGCCGAGAGGGGACGGGUGACCUGCGUGUCUCCCACAGCCUGGACGAGGUGCGUGCCCACGCUGCAUGCAGCCCCCGCACAGAGCCGCAGGAGCUCACAGCUCCGCGGGGAAGCGCGCAGGAGGCAGCAGCACUAGCAGAAGUGCAUGCAGUGCAGCUCUCCUACUUAUACCUAGGUGCCAUGAAGACUCUGAGCGUGCUCCUGAGCUGCAGCAAGUAUGCAGAGCUCCUGCUCAUUCCUAAAGUGAUACCUGACAGCGGGCACAAUGCUGACUGCGGCAGUCCAGGCGUCAGCGUCUCACAGGAGGAGGCAGAGAUGCGCUCAGCACUGCAGUUUCUCAUGAGGCACAUGGUGAAACGGGCAGUGAUGAGGUCGCCCAUCAAGCGGGCUCUGGGACUAGCUGACCUGGAACGGGCACAAGCUAUGAUCUACAAACUGGUGGUCAAUAGUCUCCUGGAGGAGCAGGGUGGAGGCAGAGCCAAACCACUGGAUACAGAGUGUGAAGAGCUGGAGGGGGAGCACCAGUUCCAGACUCCAGUCACCACUUCCCCUUCAGCUUCCAGCAGCACCUCCUUCAUGAGCUCCUCCUUAGAGGACACCACCACAGCGACAACCCCAGUUACCACAGCAACCACGCCGGUUACAGAUGCCGAGACUGCACCAGCCUCUGAGUCACCAGGAGUUAUGCCUCUCAGCCUGCUCAGGCAAAUGUUCUCCAGCUACCCCACAACCACUCUGCUGCCAGCACGCCGAGCUCAGACCCCUCCAGUCUCAUCUUUACCCACCUCUCCAUCAGACGAACAUGGCCGCAGACAGAGCCUCACCUCCCCUGAGUCUCAGCCUGCCAGAACCACCAACAGGACAGCACUGUCAGACCCCAGCAGUCGCCUGUCCACAUCUCCUCCUCCACCUGCCAUCGCUGUGCCUCUGCUUGAGAUGGGAUUCUCACUUAGACAAAUUAUGAAAGCUCUUGAGGCUACAGGUGCACGGGGUGAGGCAGAUGCUCAGAACAUCACUGUGCUGGCCAUGUGGAUGAUUGAGCACCCUGGCACUGAAGAUUCAGAGGAGCCCCAUCCUGCCACUCCUGACUCCUGCUCAGGAGCAGCUGGAGGCAAGAGUGCAGACAGAAGUUACCUCCGCUCUCCUGGAGAUAUCCCCAGUGCUGACGCCCCCGAGAUGGAGGAAGGGUUCAGUGAGAGCCCUGAAGGACUAGAUCAAGACUCUGCCUCUGCCUCCACUGGCCAUGCCCCCAGAGGGCGCUCAGCAGCCAGUAGGAAGCAUCGCUUUGACCUUGCGGCACGUACUUUAUUGGCUCGUGCAGCUGGGCUAUACCGCUCAGUGCAGGCCCACCGCUCUCAGGUACGGAGGGAGGGCCCUGGCCUGCAACAAGACCCUGGCUCUCUGGGAGGUCUGUAUGACUUCAACCUAGAUGAGGAAUUGGAGCUGGAGCUGGACCAGGAGGCCAUGGAGGCCAUGUUCACCCAGGAGCUGGCCUCCGACUCGGACAUACUGGGAAUGUGGAUCCCGGAGGUACUGGAUUGGCCAACAUGGCAUGUGUGUGAAUCGGAGGACCGUGAGGAGGUGGUGGUGUGUGAGCUUUGUGAGGCAAAUGUGUCCUGCUUCAACCAGCACAUGAAAAAGAGCCAUCCAGGCUGUGGGCGCAGUGCCAACCGACAGGGUUACCGCAGUAACGGCUCCUAUGUGGAUGGUUGGUUUGGGGGCGAAUGCGGGAGUGGGAACCCCUACUACCUCCUCUGUGGAAACUGCAGGGAGAAGUACCUCAGUAUGAAAACCAAGACCAAAGGAGCCUUGCCGGAGAGGUAUAAGGGUCAAGCUCCAGACUUGCUGGGAAAGCAAGACAGUGUCUAUGAAGAGGACUGGGACAUGCUAGAUGUGGAUGAGACUGAGCGGUUGACGGGAGAGGAGGAGUUUGAGCUGCUCUCUGCACCACUGGGACUCAGCGAACGCAGACUUGUUCCUGAGCCUGUUCAUUUCCCUGACACCGAUCCUCUCGGUGCAUCUGUUGCCAUGGUUACUGCCACUAACAGCAUGGAGGAGACUCUUCUGCAGAUAGGCUGCCAAAGUUCAGUGGAUAAGGGCUCCUCUGGCCGAAUGUCUCUGGGGGAGCAGGCAGCAGGGCUGCAGAGUUCAGCUGAUCGCCUGGUGGCUUUGAGGAGAGUUACAGCAGCCGCGCAGGUCCUGCUGGCUAGGACCAUGGUCAUGAGAGCACUCUCCCUGCUGUCAGUCAGCGGCUCCAGCUGCAGUCUAGCAGCUGGACUGGAGUCUCUGGGUCUCACAGACAUUAGGACCCUGGUACGCUUGAUGUGUCUGGCUGCAGCCGGUCGUGCUGGUCUCUCCACCGGCCUUGCCUCAGGCCCUGGAACCUCAGAGCGGCCCAGAGGAGCCAACAAGCCCACCAAACCCAUUUCGUGCCUGGCCUACCUUAGCACUGCUGUGGGCUGCCUCGCCUCCAAUAGCCCCAGUGCUGCCAAACUGCUGGUCCAGCUGUGUACCCAGAACCUGAUCUCAGCAGCCACAGGGAUGAACCUCACCACAGUGGAUGAUCCCAUCCAGAGGAAGUUUCUGCCCAGCUUCCUGCGGGGUGUGGCUGAGGAGAACAAGCUGGUGACAUCACCCAACUUUGUGGUGACCCAGGCCCUGGUGGCCCUUCUAGCUGAUAAGGGAGCCAGGCUGAGACCUGGUUAUGACAAGGCUGAACUAGAGAAAAGAGGGUUAAUAUCCUCUCUCUAUGCCCACCCUUCCUUUGCCCUCCCUGCUGUAGGCCCAUUGGAGCUGGCCAAUGCGCUGGCGGCGUGCUGCCUUUCAUCUCGCCUCUCCUCACAGCACCGUCAAUGGGCUGCACAGCAGCUGGUGCGUACACUGGCUGCGCAUGACAGGGAUAAUCAGAGUCGACCACAGACCUUCGCUGACAUGGCCGGAGACCUGCGCAAGUGCUCCACCAUCAAGCUAGAGGCUCACCAGGGCAGGGUAAUCUCCUGUGGGUGGUGCAAUAAAAAAGGUUUGCUGGCCACCAGUGGGAAUGAUGGAACAGUCCGUGUGUGGAACGUGACCAAAAACCAGUACACUCUGCAACAGACAUGCGUCUUCAACAAAAUAGAUGGUUCCACUGAUGAGUGUGUAAGUGGACUGGGGUCUCCAGGUGAGCCAGGCUUGGCACCAGUGGCCUGGAGCGUGAGUGGGAAGUUCCUCGCUGCUGCCAUGGAGAAAAUGAUCAACAUCUGGCAGGUCAAUGGUGGUAAGGGCUUGCUGGACAUCCAGCCUCACUGGGUGUCAUCGUUGGCAUGGCCAGAAAAUGAGCCAGGGUGUCUGUGGGCUGGGGAACCACAUGAGCUUCUGUUGGUUGGCCGCAUGGAUGGAACCCUAGGCCUACUUGAAGUUCUAGAUGCCUCUAACAUGCAAAGAACCGAACUGCAACAUUGCUACAGAAAAGACGUUGCUGUUAUGCACAUUGCAUGGUACAGUGAGGACCGUCCCUUCGCUGUAGGCUAUGCUGAUGGAAAGCUCCUGAUUGGCUCCAAAGAACCACUAGAGAAUGGGUCAGUGGUGGUCAUUGACGCUCACAAGGAGAGCAUCAGUUUAUUGCGUUGGGCUCCAGGUGGCCAAAUUCUGUUAAGCUGUGCCAAAGAGGAGACGGUGCAUCUGUGGACAGGGUCUGGAGCAGGUUUAGGACGGAGCUGGGCUUGUAUUCAGAGCAUCACUCACCCCACUAUUGUGAAUGCUGUUGCUUGGUGCCACCUGCCUGGGCAAGGACCCAAGGCACUGAAUAUGUUGGCCACGUGUUGUCAGAAUGGACUUGUGUCUGUAUGGACAGUGCCUCAGGAUCCUUCAUCCUUCUCCCAGUCCAGCUCAGCCAGCUCAGAGGCGUGGUGGGAAACAGAGUCAAAGUCUAAACCUAGGCUGGCACCACGGCGAUGUGAGGCAGCAACAUGUGUGUUCCAGCUGCGAGGUCACAUGACCCCAGUUCGGACAGUAGCAUUCAGUCCUGAUGGUCUGGCUUUGGUGUCUGGCGGUGUUGGAGGACUCUUGAACAUCUGGUCUCUACGGGAUGGCUCAGUACUGCAAACUGUGGUUGCUGGCUCUGGAGCCAUUCAAAACACUGUGUGGAUCCCAGAUGUUGGGGUGGCUAUCUGUUCCAACCGCUCAAAGGAUAUUCUGGUUGUCAACUGCUCCACGGAGUUCAUGACAGCUAGUCAUGUACUGGCAACCUGCCGCACUGCUCUGAAAAAACAGGGGGUUGUGGGACUAAACAUGGCUCCAUGCAUGAGGGCCUUUCUAGAGAGACUUCCCAUCAUGCUCCAGGAGCAAUACGCCUAUGAGAAGCCACACGUGGUGUGUGGAGAGCAGCUGAUCCACAGCCCCUACAUGCAGUGUCUGGCCUCUCUGGCAGUGGGGCUACAACUGGACACUCUUCUGUGCCGGCCCCCAGUCCCUCCUCAUCUGGCCCACUGUCCCGUUGAGCCAGGCUCCUCGACAUCAUCUUCCUCCUCUUCAUGGGGCAGCAGCGAGUGGUCAUGGCUUCACUGCUUCUCCACCACUGUCAAAACAGCCGAGGCACUUGCUCGUGGACACACCUUUCCAGAAUCUUUCUGCGUGCCUGAUCUGGAGCCUGUCGCAAAGGACAAGAUGGCACUUCUUAUGGACAAUAGUAAAUGGGUUCCUGGGAUGGAUGAGCAGAUAAUGGCCUGGGCCACCUCCAGACCAGAGGACUGGCACCUGGGUGGAAAGUGUGAUGUGUAUCUGUGGGGGGCGGGCCGCCAUGGUCAACUCGCUGAGGCCGGACGCAACAUUCUUGUGCCAACAGCUGCCCCUUCUUUCUCUCAAGCUCAACAGGUUGUGUGCGGGCAGAACUGCACGUUUGUGAUUCAGGCGAAUGGGACAGUAUCUGCAUGUGGAGAGGGAAGCUAUGGCCGCCUGGGGCAGGGCAACUCCGAUGACCUGCAUGUUCUCACAGUCAUCUCAGCACUGCAGGGGUUUGUAGUGACUCAGCUGGUCACGUCAUGCGGCUCUGAUGGGCACUCGAUGGCUCUGACCGAGAGUGGCGAAGUGUUCAGCUGGGGAGACGGAGACUACGGCAAACUGGGCCACGGAAACAGCGACCGACAACGAAGACCACGCCAGAUAGAGGCCAUGCAAGGAGAGGAGGUGGUGCAGAUGUCAUGUGGAUUUAAGCACUCAGCUGUAGUGACAGCGGAUGGCAAACUCUUUUCUUUUGGGAAUGGAGACUAUGGCAGGCUGGGCCUGGGUAACACCUCCAACAAGAAGCUGCCUGAGAGAGUCACUGCCCUGGAGGGCCAUCAAGUGGGUCAGGUGGCGUGUGGGCUAAAUCACACCUUGGCAGUGGCGGCUGAUGGAAUGACUGUGUGGGCUUUUGGAGAUGGAGACUAUGGGAAACUGGGUCUUGGUAAUUCAACUGCGAAAUCUUCUCCACAGAAAGUGGAUGUUCUGUGUGGCAUUGGGAUUAAGAAGGUGGCUUGUGGGACACAGUUCUCUGUGGCUUUGACCAAAGAUGGGAAUGUUUACACGUUUGGGCAAGAUCGGCUGAUUGGUCUUCCAGAGGGCCGGGCACGCAAUCACAACCGCCCACAGCAGGUCCCUGCCCUGGCAGGUGUGUUCAUCGAGGAUGUGGCGGUUGGGGCAGAGCAUACCCUCGCUCUCUCGUCCACAGGAGAUGUUUAUGCUUGGGGGAGCAAUUCAGAGGGACAGCUGGGCCUGGGUCACACAAACCAUGUAAGAGAGCCAACUCUCCUCACUGCUCUACAAGGCAAGAACAUCCAGCAGAUCUCUGCAGGACGCUGCCAUAGUGCAGCAUGGACUGCACCAUCUGUCCCACCAAGAGCACCAGGGUCGUCAGUGCCGCUGCAGUUGGGAUUGCCCAUUUGUGUGCCUCCUCAGUACAGUUCUCUGAGAGAUGUCAGCAUGGAGGCUCUGAGAGCCAGACUGCGCCUUCUCUACCACUUCUCUGACCUUAUGUAUUCCUCCUGGAGACUGCUGAACCUCAGUCCCAACAACCAGAGUUGCACUUCUCAUUAUAAUCCAGGAACAUGGGGAAUAGUUCAGGGGCAGCUGCGGCCCCUGCUGGCACCAAGGGUCUAUAUGCUCCCAAUGGUGCGGUCUAUCGGCAAAACCAUGGUGCAGGGCAAAAACUAUGGCCCUCAGAUUACUGUCAAAAGAAUCUCCACUCGAGGGCGGAAAUGUAAGCCCAUUUUCGUUCAGAUCGCUCGUCAGGUGGUCAAACUGAAUGCGUCUGACCUCAGGCUGCCAUCCCGUGCCUGGAAGGUUAAGCUGGUGGGAGAAGGGGCUGACGAUGCAGGAGGGGUGUUUGAUGAUACAAUCACUGAAAUGUGCCAGGAGCUUGAGACAGGAGUGGUUGACCUGCUUAUCCCCUCCCCUAAUGCCACAGCAGAAGUGGGCUACAACAGAGACAGAUUCCUGUUGAAUCCCUCGGCAUGUUUGGAGGAGCAUUUGCUACAGUUCAAGUUCCUGGGCAUCUUGAUGGGCGUGGCUAUCCGCACCAAGAAGCCACUAGACCUGCACCUGGCACCACUUGUGUGGAAGCAGCUCUGCUGUAUUCCACUCACAUUGGAGGACCUGGAGGAAGUAGACCUGCUCUAUGUGCAGACACUCAACAGCAUUCUGCAUCUGGAGGACAGCAGCAUCACUGAGCAGAACUUCCAUGAGAUGAUUCCUCUCGACUCAUUUGUGGGCCAGAGUGCUGAUGGGAAAAUGGUGCCCAUUAUUCCAGGAGGAAACAGCAUCCCGCUGACCUUUUCUAACAGGAAGGAGUAUGUGGAACGUGCCAUUGAGUACCGACUACAUGAAAUUGACCGUCAGGUAGCGGCAGUGCGAGAGGGCAUGUCCUGGAUUGUGCCGGUUCCUCUUCUCUCUCUGCUUACGGCGCGCCAGCUGGAGCAGAUGGUGUGCGGCCUGCCUGAGAUCAGCGUGGAGGUGCUAAAGAAGGUGGUGCGCUACCGGGAGGUGGAGGAGCAGCAGCAGCUGGUGCAGUGGUUCUGGCAGACGCUGGAAGAGUUCUCAAACGAGGAGCGAGUGCUUUUCAUGCGCUUCGUCUCAGGCCGUUCGCGUCUCCCUGCCAACACUGCCGACAUCUCGCAGCGCUUCCAGAUCAUGAAGGUGGACCGGCCGUAUGACAGUCUUCCCACCUCUCAGACCUGUUUCUUCCAGCUCCGCCUCCCACCAUACUCCAGCCAAUCAGUGAUGGCGGAGCGGCUACGCUACGCUAUCAAUAACUGCCGUUCUAUUGACAUGGACAACUACAUGUUGUCUCGCAAUGUGGACAACGCUGAGGGCUCGGACACAGACUACUAAGCCCACCAUGCACAAGGACUGACAUACAGAAAACCCUGUAUGGACCCUGUUGAAGACUCGGUGCAGGCUCUUGUCACUUUUAAACAUUCAGUGUUCUCAUACGCAUUUAAACACAUUUGAUUCAGUAUUUUUAUUUUUAAUUAAUUUCUUAGCAGUUUAAGCAAGUGGAGCUAGGGUGGGCCAGAGUAUCAAUUAGGAUAUAUUCAAUUUUCUAUCCCUCUCUUUCUCACACUCUUUCUCUUACUCUCUUACGCUCAUUCUUUAACCUCUUCUCUGUUGAUUUUUUGGCACCACCACCUUUUUCAGGGUUUUCUGCAUGAACAUGUUUAUUUAAUUUAGAAAAAAAUUUAUAAAAUGAUUUAUUGAAAAAAAAAAACAAUAUUGUACAUUGUGUAUAAUGCUUCAUUAGGAAAUUGUUUUACCUAAGUGUCCAUAUUUAUUUUGUUUUAAUUUUUGAAUUGCCUACGCCCGGUUUCAUAACAGAGACAAAUAAAUGCUUCAAUAUUA
This is a messenger RNA of Pygocentrus nattereri (red-bellied piranha), 15445 nucleotides long. RefSeq names its product HECT and RLD domain containing E3 ubiquitin protein ligase family member 1 (gene herc1). Lineage: Eukaryota; Metazoa; Chordata; Actinopteri; Characiformes; Serrasalmidae. Bases 260 to 14938 code for a protein of 4892 amino acids. The record is from RefSeq and is a predicted model, not a curated record. The transcript has 79 exons. Gene Ontology annotation, molecular function: protein binding; ubiquitin-protein transferase activity.